AUGGAUUCUGAUAUUGUGGAGGCCGUAACCUGGCUGGCUUCUGAAUUUGCUGAACUGGCUGAUUUGAUCGAGGAUCCGUUUCCAGAAGAGCAUAAUGAUUAUAAAGUUGUACCAAUAAGUAAAAUUUCUACCGAAACAGUGCCAUCUUGGAACUCAGUUAAACUGCCAAGUGAUGAAAUUGCCCUGUCUACCAAUGUUCCCAAGUUUCUCGUGAACGAAGCAAUAAACAAUAAAAUUCACGUGGGCUCGUCAGACCUUUUGGGACUUGAAGUUGAGGCUUUUACGAUUUUUCUAGAGGAAUCAAAUAAGUACAAGUCUAAAAUGGUGAAAAAACUAGUAGCACGUGGGAAAAUAAAGAGUAACGGACAGCUGGAAUUAGAACAUGUUCACAGGAUGAGAUCAGGAGAGUCACAUUUGACAAGAGUGUACAACGUUGGAAGCACAAACGCAAUUUUCGCAAUGAUCUGCAGAUACUCUAAAAAGUACCACGAUGCCUCAACAAAUAUUUUGAACAUGGCAGUAAGAGAAUCGCUGAAAGAAGCAAUAGAGAAAGGAAUAGAUAUUCUAGCGUAUCCAACUUCAAUAGAGGAAGAUGUAGUAUACCCAGAUUUUCAGUAUCUAGAUACGCUUUUGAGAACCUUGAGGAGGUGGCUUGAGCUGCCGGAAGUGUCCUCUAAAAUUAGUAAAAUUUACCUAAUUUCCCACACGCCGGCAGAAUCAUACUACAGCGACGACUCUACAGCAAGUAGCAUCGGAGCGUAUAACUGCAUGGAGGUGAUUGGGAAUAAAAAUGAUUCAAGCAAAGAUUUAUUGAACCUUCUGAGGAGAUAUUUCCCGAGAACAAACUAUGAGGAGUUACUGAGCGCAGACCUAGCUACGACAGGAAAUGUGAAUGGCGAGAUAGUAUCGGAAGAGAGGAAUAUAAGGAUAUCAGAAGGGUUCAGCACGAAUAGCUCCAAAGCUGUAUUAUCUAAGCCCGUAAUUAAUUUGGCGGAAAGCCUUAGAGUCUCAAAUGAUUCAGAUAGCACACAGAAGGAAUCUGAAUACUCAUAUUAUUUGAAGUUGUAUUACUCAAUUUCAAAGCUUCCAGUAUAUACAAAGUUGAGAGAUAGCAGAUUCGUGGAAUGGCAAAGAACAGACCCACAAAAAAGACCAGUUUUGAUAAUAAAUACAAAAAAUUACGAAAUUUCAAACCCUGAAUACUCUCUGUGCUACAUCCUGGGCUGUGUAAAGGCGUUCAUACAUCACAAAUUUGUUAUUGUAGUCCUACACCUAGAUCAUUCUAUAAUCAACUCAACUAGCCUUUUGAACCUCCUAAGUAACCUGUGCAGAAUAUUCGGGAAGGAGAGGACCAAAAACAUCGCAGCCAUAUACUUCCAUAAGUGUAGCUGGGCACUCAGAAGUUAUCUGUUUUUUACCUCCGCAUUACUGCCAACAGAGGUGUGGGAUGCAACAGUAUUUGUGGAUUCAUAUCGGGAAGUAUCCCAUCUGGGUCUGGAUCCCUCACUUUUUUAA
Theileria annulata is the source of this 1515-nucleotide messenger RNA. RefSeq lists its product as uncharacterized. Lineage: Eukaryota; Apicomplexa; Aconoidasida; Piroplasmida; Theileriidae. The coding region runs from base 1 to 1515 and encodes 504 amino acids. The transcript has 5 exons. The record is from RefSeq and is a predicted model, not a curated record.